CCUUCCUCCAAAUCCUUAUCCCAUCCUUCCAAAAUUUGGCGGAAUUUCCGCUAAAUAAUUUCCUUUUUUUUUCCAAACAAGAAAAUUAUCAACUUCCUAUAAAUCCCAAAACCCUACGCUUCAGUACUCCGCGCCUGCCUGCAACAUAAGUUUGGGUUUUGAUUAAAGAUGAAAGCUUCAUUGAGGUUUCGUGAAGAGAAGAGGCCAUUGUUGAGAGCCAAAGUGCCUCUAAGCAUUCUGGGUUUGCCGUUCCAAUCAGGCAUCGUUGCCGGCGAAUCCAAGGAGCUCACUUUAAAUCUUUCCACCUUCUUCGAAUCUGGGCCGUCCGUCAAGUUCGCUUACCGUCCUAAUGACACCUGGAACCCUUUCUCUCUUAUCGUCAAGACCGGGACUGGGCCCUUCGGUUCUCCGGUUUCCAGCUCUUUGCUUAUGAGUGCUGAGUUCAAUCUCCUUGGCCGUGGAAACCCUAGCUUUAUGCUUCACUUCAAGCCUCAGUUUGGUGAUUUUUCAAUCAAGAAGUCGCAGUCUUCUGUUUUCGAUAAAGUCCUGAAACCUAAGAACGGCGUCGUUUUGGACGAGUCGAUUGAGGUGGUUGAUUCGCCCGUCGUUAAUGGUGGCUACGCCGGAUUCUUCGCCGAGAAGAAGCAAUUGUCGACGUUGAAUUCGGGGGAUAUCGCUGGGAUUCUGUCCGGAAUGGAGCUGACAGCCAACACGGCGGUGCCGUUGAAGGGAAAAGCAAUGGUGAAAUUCCGAUGGGGAAUGAGGAUUCCAUCGGAUAUGAAGAGCGGCGUCGGUGAAUUGGGUUAUCCGGCGGCUGGGAUUUCGGUUAGGAAAGUUCCGUUUUUGGUGAUGGAUAAGAUUGUGAUUGAACACUUGGAAAGCGUUGAUUCGAAGCAGGCUACAUCCACAGCCAACAAGGUGGAUCCUAUCAAGACUGUUAAGAUUGAAGAUUCUGGGUUUCUGUUGAAGAUGCAGUUGAGAGCAUUGGAAGCUGACAAUGAGUCACUGAAGAGAGCUGUGGAUGAUCUGAGACGAGAAAUCAAGGGCGAAUUUUUCGAGGAUUUGAACAGCGGGAAACACAGAGAGAUUGAAAGAAAUGGGAAAACGGAGAGAAGAAUGAUGGAGAAGAAAUCCAUGGAAGGGGAUGGGAACGAGGACCUGAACAAGGGACAGAAAGGAGCUACUUCCUGAAAUUACAAGUAAGCGUUUUGUUUGGUUCUGUUACUGUAAUUAUUGAAUUUGUGUUUGGAUUAGUAAUUAUGGGUAGAAUAAUAAAAAAUAGUUUUGUUUGUGUGA
Hibiscus syriacus is the source of this 1296-nucleotide messenger RNA. RefSeq lists its product as uncharacterized. NCBI's taxonomy places the organism in Eukaryota, Viridiplantae, Streptophyta, Magnoliopsida, Malvales, Malvaceae. The record is from RefSeq and is a predicted model, not a curated record. The transcript has a single exon. The coding region runs from base 169 to 1191 and encodes 340 amino acids.